UUAGUAAAUAAUCAACAAAACAAAAUAACAAACAAACAAUCUGUAAAUCAACCACAAAGUUUUCCAGAAGAUCGGAUUUCAAGUAUUUCGGCUGCAACAAAAACUAAAACAGCCGGAUAUCUGUUCUACUCCAGCCUUCAAAACCAUCCUCUUUAAAACCAGAAAAACAAGCUCUUAUAAGCAGUUCUAUCCGACCGUUAAGCUCAAUCUCCAUUGCCCUUUUAAACCCCUCAUGAGACAACAAGCGCAUAUCUUCAUCCUUCCCAGUUCCCUGAUCUACAAAACAGAUCCAAAUAUCAAAGAGAAAGGGGAAGAAGAAGAUGGCAGACCUGGAGGCUCAGGGAGAGAAUCAAAAGCAGCCACUUUUAAGCAUAGCUGCAUUGUCACAGAAUCAAAAGAGCCAGGCACACAAAGCCAUUAGCCAAACCUUCCAAAGCACUGCACAUCUAGCCAACUUACUUCCCACAGGAACUGUGCUCGCCUUCCAGCUCCUCUCCCCCAUCCUUGCCAACCAGGGCCAGUGCACUUCAGCCAACAGAUUCAUGACCACAUGCUUGCUUUGUAUGUGCGUUCUCUCCUGCUUUAUACUCAGCUUUAGCGACAGCUUCCGAGAUUCUGCAGGCAAUGUGCAGCAUGGAUUGGCCACCUUCAAUGGUUUCUGGGUUGUGGACAGCCCCGAAUCCCUUCCAGAUGAUACAGCGAGGAAGUACAGGAUAAGGUUUGUGGACUUUGUUCAUGCUUUGAUGUCAGUGAUGGUUUUCAUGGCGGUCGUGUUGGUGGAUCAGAAUGUGGUGGCCUGCUUCUAUCCGACACCUUCGGAAGAUGUGAAGCAGAUAGUUACAGCUUUACCUGUUGCAAUUGGGGCGAUUUGCAGUGUGAUGUUUCUUGCCUUUCCUACCACUCGCCAUGGAAUUGGCUUCCCUCUUUCAGCUCAAUGA
This is a messenger RNA of Dendrobium catenatum, 938 nucleotides long. RefSeq names its product protein DMP6-like. NCBI's taxonomy places the organism in Eukaryota, Viridiplantae, Streptophyta, Magnoliopsida, Asparagales, Orchidaceae. The record is from RefSeq and is a predicted model, not a curated record. The transcript has a single exon. The coding region runs from base 321 to 938 and encodes 205 amino acids. Gene Ontology annotation, biological process: endomembrane system organization.